Bipolaris oryzae ATCC 44560 is the source of this 1212-nucleotide messenger RNA. RefSeq lists its product as uncharacterized. The coding region runs from base 1 to 1212 and encodes 403 amino acids. Lineage: Eukaryota; Fungi; Ascomycota; Dothideomycetes; Pleosporales; Pleosporaceae. The record is from RefSeq and is a predicted model, not a curated record. The transcript has a single exon.
AUGUCGGAACCGAUUCCUACCGUGGCGCGACCGCCAGGCGCCCUAUUUCGUGUGGUCAAGACUCUGUCCAAAAGCUCUCAAAGUACAGGGGUAUAUCUCUGUCUUUCGCGGAUUCUUCCUUGUUCCUCUGAGCCCACAAUGAACAUUGACGAAGACCUUGCGAAUCGAUGCGCACCAAUCCUAGCAGCGUUUGAGAAGAUGACUGGGAACGCACGCCUACAGCAACAACUCGGUCUGCUUGAGUAUGAGAGGCUUGGAGACGUGUUAUACCAAAACAUACAGGAAAAUCGGACAUCAUUACUACGUUCAGGGCAGAUCGAGAUGCUGCCGCAGCUCGUAGUGGUCAAGAUGUCUACGGACAAAGAAAAGGUACGGAGAGAAGUUGAGGCGGUAGAAGAGAUUCAUAGAGUGGCCGGGGUAGUAUCUACGCUGCAUAUAGGGUCGUAUAUAUUGGGAUCUCAGCACACAGAGGCGCCAGAGAUGUCGUAUAUGGCUUUGCGCCCUAUUUUUGGGCCUACGCUUGAGCAACUCGGUGAGAGGAGCAGCAACGGUAGGAGCGGGGGCAUUCCAGACUGGCUGAUGGCGCAUACAUGUAUCGGUUUGAUUGAGGCGGUCGAGUUCUUGCAUGAGCAUAGUCUGGUGCAUGGCAGGAUCGAGGCGUCUAAUGUCAUGUUGAGCUUGUACCCAGUGUACAUGUAUCAUCGGUAUCGUGGGUACCCGGAUGUGCAACUGAUUGAUUUUUCAGAUUCCGCAUUAACGGGAGUAAAAGAUACGGCCCUGGAUGUGAGAGGCGUGCUGAUAGUCAUGGAAGAAGCCAUGCUCAAGCAGAGCGAUACAGCCCCGUGUGGAAUGCCCAGACGGGAUGUUCGUGGUCGGACCCGAGAGAAACAGGGCGAGCAAAACCCUCUUCUAGCUCAAAUCAGAAACAUGACUGCGGCUGAUUACGAAGGAGACAUGGACAUGCAGGGCUUACGAAGGUCACUCAUGGGCAUAGCAGAAGACAUACGACAUGCUGGCCCCGAAACGAUGCCGAGGGACAUUAUGAGGUUGCUCCAUGCAGAUUUGACAACAGCUAGAGAACUCGAGUGCGCCAUGCGGAACCCUCUAGUUCUCAAACUGAGGAGCAAGAAGGAAGCGACAAAGGCCGUUACGGACAAUGGGCUAGUUGCUGUGGUUGGCGUGGAAAAUGUGGAGACGAAGACUAGGGAUUAG